AUGGAUUAAUAAUUAGAAUAAGUGAGUGUUGAUAUUCAGAAAAUUGUAUAUAAAAAAGCAAUGUUACAUGCUUGUAAAUAUUCCACUGAAGAUGUUAUUGGUAUUGAUUAAUCUAAUGAUAUAGGAAUUUUGAUUGGUUAAAUUAAUGAUAAUAAUAUUAAUAUUGUAGAUGCAUAUCCUUUAUUUCAUUCAAGAGUUAGUUUAAACAUUUUGGAAGUAUCCUUAGAUAUUGUAAAUGAAUGUCCAAAUCAUAAAAUUAGAUAUCAAGUGAAUUGUAAAGUGAUAGAAAGAUUAUUGGAAUAUAUGAGGCUAGAGCAAAUUCUAGAGGAAUUAUGAGUGAAAUAGCUUAAGAAAUGUUAAAUAAUAUAAAUUAAAAAUAAGCAAUUUUGAUGAGAAUUUCAUAAAUUGAAGUUGAUGAUAAUCUUGUGUUAAAUGCUAAAGUAUAAUUUUGUAUUAUAAUUGUAAAGAUAGUUUCUUUGAAUGAGAAUAUUAAAUAUGUGAUUAAUUCUUCAAGUACUUUAGAGUGGAAGAUUAUUUAAGAUUGUUUAAAAGCUGGUCUUCAUUGGAAAAUUAUAGAUUUUGAUGCUCAUUUUGAAAAUGUAUAAUUAAAUUUCCGAAAUCAGUAUUUAGAAUGAA
Messenger RNA from Paramecium pentaurelia, 636 nucleotides. Lineage: Eukaryota; Ciliophora; Oligohymenophorea; Peniculida; Parameciidae. The record is from the annotation of a GenBank genome assembly.